Molecule: messenger RNA, 3578 nt
Organism: Manis pentadactyla (Chinese pangolin)
Lineage: Eukaryota; Metazoa; Chordata; Mammalia; Pholidota; Manidae
Gene: ETS2
Product: ETS proto-oncogene 2, transcription factor
Exons: 10
Coding region: 158-1567 (469 amino acids)
Biological process (GO): cell differentiation; regulation of transcription by RNA polymerase II
Cellular component (GO): nucleus
Molecular function (GO): DNA-binding transcription factor activity, RNA polymerase II-specific; sequence-specific DNA binding
Source: RefSeq, a predicted model, not a curated record
CCCGAGCCCGGAGCCUCCCUCCCGCCCCCCAGCCCGCCGACCCCUGCCUGGACCUGCGCCCACGCCGGCGCCCUCGUUUUCGCCUCGCCCGCGCCCGUGCCCGGCGCGCCCCGCGGAGCCCGGCCCGAGCACCGGCGGCCCUGCCCGAAGCGGCGCGAUGAAUGAUUUUGGAAUCAAGAACAUGGACCAGGUGGCCCCUGUGUCUAACAGUUACAGAGGGACACUCAAGCGCCAGCCAGCCUUUGACACCUUUGAUGGGUCCCUAUUUGCUGCUUUCCCCUCACUAAAUGAAGAACAAACACUCCAAGAAGUGCCAACAGGCUUGGAUUCAAUUUGUCACGAUUCCACCAACUGUGAAUUACCUCUGUUAACUCCGUGCAGCAAGGCUGUGAUGAGUCAAGCCUUGAAAGCUACCUUCAGUGGCUUCAAAAAGGAGCAGCGCCGCCUCGGCAUUCCAAAGAACCCGUGGCUGUGGACCGAGCAACAGGUGUGCCAGUGGCUUCUCUGGGCUACCAACGAGUUCAGUCUGGUGAACGUGAACCUCCAGAGGUUCGGCAUGAAUGGCCAGGUGUUGUGCAACCUGGGCAAGGAGCGUUUCCUGGAGCUGGCACCUGACUUUGUGGGCGACAUUCUCUGGGAGCAUCUGGAGCAGAUGAUCAAAGAAAACCAAGAAAGGACAGAAGAUCAGUAUGAAGAAAAUUCACACCUCAACUCAGUUCCUCACUGGAUUAAUAGCAAUACAUUAGGUUUUGGUGUGGAGCAGGCGCCAUAUGGAAUGCAGACCCAGAACUACAGCAAAGGCAGUCUCCUGGACGUGUGCCCAGCAUCCUCUGCGCCCAGUGUGCUCAGCUCAGAGCAGGAGUUUCAGAUGCUCUCCAAGUCACGACUCAACACUGUCAGUGUCAACUACUGCCCCGUCAGCCAGGACUUCGCAGGCAGCAACUUGAACCUGCUCACCAAUGGUCCUGGGAAGCCCAGAGACCACGACCCCCCUGAGAACGGCGCAGACAGCUUCGAGAGCUCUGAGUCGCUGCUGCAGUCCUGGAAUAGCCAGUCAUCACUGCUGGAUGUACAGCGGGUGCCUUCCUUUGAGAGCUUCGAAGAUGACUGCAGCCAGUCGCUCUGCCUCAGCAAGCCAACCAUGUCAUUCAAGGAUUACAUCCAAGAGAGGAGCGACCCGGUGGAGCAAGGCAAACCAGUUAUACCUGCGGCCGUGCUAGCCGGCUUCACAGGCAGCGGACCUAUUCAGCUGUGGCAGUUUCUCCUGGAAUUGCUCUCCGACAAAUCCUGCCAGCCGUUCAUCAGCUGGACCGGGGAUGGAUGGGAGUUUAAGCUCGCCGACCCCGAUGAGGUGGCCCGCCGGUGGGGAAAGAGGAAAAACAAGCCCAAGAUGAACUACGAGAAGCUGAGCCGGGGCUUACGCUAUUACUACGACAAGAACAUUAUCCACAAGACGUCAGGGAAGCGCUACGUGUACCGCUUCGUGUGCGACCUGCAGAACUUGCUGGGGUUCACGCCCGAGGAGCUGCAUGCCAUCCUGGGCGUCCAGCCGGACACGGAGGACUGAGGCCCCCAUAGGGCCAAGAGGGGGCCAUCCGACUGACUGUUCCAAGGACCCGGGAGGGUGGGAUUGAGCACGUCCAGGAAAGCCGCCAAGAAGCAGUGGCCUUAUUUCAUCUGAACCUGUGGUUCUUCACCAAGAGCGGCACCGUUUCUUGCUCCUGAAGCCUGCUGACAGGAAAAUGCUAUUUAUGAUGCUAUUACCUUAGAAUGGCCGACAAAGAAGGGCCACGGAGACACGUGGCUCCAAGUGGUCCAUGUGACAGUCAUGUUCUGGCUGUUGGAUAUUCUCAAAGGAGCGAGCAUGUUGUGGACUCACAGGUUUUUUUAUUUUCUUUUGCCUUUUCAACCAGGAAUCCCGAGUACAAAAGCAGCUCAUUGGUUCAGAGGGGCUGGAGGAUGCAAGGAGACAAUUGUGCCAUUUCUGACAUUAGUUUGUAUAUAGGAUUGUAAUCUUAAUUGUUACUGAAAUUCUCUAAGUCCUAUUUAACAGAAAUUGUAUAUUAUAAUUUAAAAUAAUUAUGUAACUCUGUGAAAUAAGAACGCAGACAUUCAAUGUUUAUUCCAGUUUUCAAGAGCACGUAAGGCAUUUUGCAAAUGUGUCAUUUGCCUAGGGCCGGCUAAGUGAACUUGUGACGUAUGUUCAUUUGCAUUUAAUAUGCCAACAGGAGUAAGUUCUAAGAGGGUUAAUCCCUGGUUUUGUUAUGUUUUGUCUUUUGUUUUGCCUGGGUUAUUAUCUGGCAAGGACUCUGUACAUUUGGGAAUUUUUAUAAAAAUCUUAAUGUUAUUAUCUGGGGGCACAUCUGGCCUCUGCUUUCUCCUUCAACUGUAAUGUAAAAGCUAUAAAGCAGUAUUUUUCUUGACAAAUGGCAUAUGUUUUCCAUUUCUAUGCAUGCCUUUAAAUCAAUUUAUACACAAAACUUAUUUUAUUUUUUAGUUCAGCUAUGUUUCCCCAAAGACUGACCUCGCCUGGGCAACCAUUUCCUUCCCGUGCCCCACCUCCGCACUGCAAAUUAUUCUGUAUGAUUAAAAUAAGAAUGCUAUUUUUGGUAAUAGGCGACUCCUUUUCAGAGAUCAGGAGGGAUUUAUGUAGCAGCUAUUUUUACUGCAAUAGUAGUUCACUGGAAAAAAAAUGUAAUUUGUAUGUAAGAAAGCUUUAUUUUUAUCUCAGCUCCAUGUAAAGCUAAGCCUAUUGUACAGAGCUGAGGUUGGGGUGGAGGGGGGAGGUGGAGAGAGCAGGGCAAAUUUUUAUUAAACCCGUUGAUAUGAAUGAAGCAUGGUUUGUCCCAUCCUUGUUCACCUGCCAAGUCUUAGGGCUGCCUGGGCACAAUGCUACUCCUUUCUGUUUAGCUUCCACAGCAAGGUGGCUGUCUUCUCAUGUUAUUGGAUGCAGAAUGCCCAGAGGCGGGCAGGGCACCAACAAGACAGCAAAGAAAAGGCCUUGGCAUAGUUCACGUGCAGAAAAUGUUUCGGUCACAACUGAGGCUUUUGUAUUGUAGUUGUUUCAAAGGGGCACCUGGUCAGCAUGUAUUCCCGGACUUUGUAAAUGGUCAAGUCGAGUUGGUUUCGAAUCAGACAUGCUUCCUAGCAGUGUGAGAGGACAGCAGGCAGUGGCAGGGUGUGCUGGGACGGGCAAGCCGGACCCGGGGUGACUCAGGUCUCAGCACCCACCCAAGACUGUCCCCUGGGUCUGUCGGCACAGGAUGUUUCUCUCGAGCGGGGCCUGUUUAUCGCUAGGACAUCUGUUUAUAACAUCAACAGACUCUUGAAUGAGAACAUCAUGCUGCUGAAAGAAAUGUUCACCAGUGGUUUAUUUUAUAUGGGGUUGAACCCCAUGAAAUUGCCAGCAUUUGGCUUUUGUAUGGACCAAAGCUGGCAGUUGCAUGGAGUUCAACCUAGUAGUUAUGGAAACUAAAGGCCGUUAUAAACCUUGGGCAUGGUAAUGAACAGAACUUAAGUAUAAAAAUUUUCUAAUUUGGUCUUUUCUUCCUCAAAUAAAGUAUUUUGUUGAUAUAAUU